Gossypium arboreum is the source of this 5689-nucleotide messenger RNA. RefSeq names its product protein TIME FOR COFFEE-like. Lineage: Eukaryota; Viridiplantae; Streptophyta; Magnoliopsida; Malvales; Malvaceae. Bases 368 to 5290 code for a protein of 1640 amino acids. Gene Ontology annotation, biological process: regulation of circadian rhythm. The record is from RefSeq and is a predicted model, not a curated record. Gene Ontology annotation, cellular component: nucleus. The transcript is spliced from 12 exons.
CAAUCAGGGAUCUUGGCCGUUCAUUAAGGCUUGGAGUGGGUUUCGUUGAGGGUGAAAUAGCGAAAAGAAGAUGACAUUUAGAGCACAAAAAUAGGAAAGGGAGAUAAGGAGAAGAGAGCGGAGAGAGAGAGGGGGGCAGAGGGAAAGAAGAGAAAAGCUAAAAUCUUUCAAGUCUGAGUCUGACAGAUUGUUUCAACACAAGAUCUUUGAAAAAUUAUCGAGAUCGGAUUCUCGCCGGAAUCAGUCACCGGAGUUCAUUUCUGGGCGAAUUAUGGUAGAUUUGAGACGAUUGACUGAGGAGUGAUGCGAUUAGUCUUGUUUCUAUAUCAACUAAUUCGUUAUCUGCAAAAGGAGUUGAUUUACGAAGAUGGAUAGAACCAGAGAAGCGAGGAGAGCCACUAUGGCUGCCGUUUCCGCCACACAUGGCCUUUCACGGCGGCGGCAUAGAAGUAGCUCUGUUAGAGACUCCCCAGAGGAUGAUGGGCCGGUGGAGUUUCAAGAAACGACGCGUUUAAGAGAUCGGAAGAAGGAUCGAGAUCGAGAAAGGGAAAGGGAAAGAGAACGAGAUAGAGAGCGAGAUAUAGAAAGAGAAAGAGAAAGAGAUCGCUUUAGUAGAACGAGUAAGAGAAGAAGAGGCGAUAGAUUGAUAAGUAACAGAGAAGACGGGGCCGAUGAAAGUUCUGAAGAAAGUGUGAACGACGAUGAAGAUGAUGACGACGAAGACGGAGGGGGAAUACCUGGAGGAGGUUCUGUUCGGAUGAUUCCGCCGAACAACAUGGCCGGGUCUUUGUCGAUUCAUCAUCAACAGCAGCAGCAUCAACAUCGGAAGAGUUUUCCACUACCCGUGAAAGUCAUUAGAACGAUACCGCCUUCGGGGCCUGUUCUGACUACCAGCACAAGUACCUCGUCUACGUGGAAGGCAGCCGAUGAGAUGAUUGGCGUGUCGGUGCCUAGAAAAGCUCGGUCAGCUUCUACUAAAAGGUCUCAUGAAUGGGCAUCAAGUGGCGGUGGUGUUGGUUUAGUAGGCGGAGAUCAGAUUCACCGUCAAGCUUCAACUUCGCCGGUGAGAACAGGUGUAGCUGGGAUGAUAACAUCACCGUCUCCGGCUCCAGCCUCUCCAUCUUCUUCCAAUGCUACUAUGAGGAAGAAGAUGGUCAGUUUUCUGAAUUUUUUUUUCUUUGUUUUUGGCUCUUUUUUUGUUAAAUCUAGUGACAAAGAUUUGGUUUUUGACGUGAAGGCUAACGGACCAAAGCAAAGGCCACCCAAAUCUUCGUCGAAAUCCUCAUCUUCAGCUCAGGAAGAGAUAGAGAUGGAGAUUGCGGAGGUCUUAUAUGGUUUGAUGAGGCAGCCACAAGUCCCAUCGAAGCAAGAUACAAAUGGGAAUGAUUCGGUCAAGUUCGAUUCACGAGAAGUUAAUAAACACAAUCUUGAUUCUAAAUCAAGAGUCUCUUCACCGAUCUCCUACUCCCCGUCAACCCUUCCUCAACCAUCUUCCAAUAUACCUUCAAAUUCUAACUCUUCUGCUACUCCUAUGUCUGCAAUUGCUCCCAAGAGGAAAAGACCAAGACCGGUGAAGUACGAGGAUGAAACUACUGCGGUAGCACCACCUCCUAUAUUCUCUGUUUCGAACAAUUCAAUUUCAUCUACAACUAAGGUUGAAAUUGAUCAACCCGCUAAAAUUGAAGCUACCUCCAUGGCUGAAAUUGAUGGUACUUAUUUGAUGAAUUCUUCUCAAGCUGGACCAGCUUCUGCAGAGCUCGUUCAGGCUGAACCAAAGAAGGAAGAGAAGAACAAUUUGGUACCAGAUUCUAAGCCUUUGACUGAAGAAUCUGAGAUUAGAGACGUGGGUAUCUGUAAAAAAGAGGAGUUUCAAUCGCCAAUGAAGGAAACUUUACCUUCUCCUGCUAAUAAUCCCUCUAUUGCUGGUCCCAGAUUGGAUGAUGAGCGUGAGACUGUGACAAAAGCGAAUUCAACAGUUGGUGAGGUCGAGAGUCAGCGGGAAGUGAAGUUCCAGAUAGAUCUGAUGGCUCUUCCUCCAUCUAGAUCAUCACCAGAGAGGGAUGAUGAGAUUGAUUUUGGGGUUUCAGAUCCUAAACCAUUGCCCACAGAUAUGGAAUUGGAGAUGAAGUCUACGGUUAAGGAAGAUGAUAAAAGAGUGAAUGUCGGAAAUGAAGAUGUGAAUGUGGAAGCCGAGGAUAAUAAGAAGGCCAAACUGACUGCUGAAGAAACUGAAUCGCAUAAUCCAGUUAUAAAGAGUGAAAUGAAUGCUCAUCUAAAGCUUGAUUUGGAGAAAUCUGAUAGAGAUAGUGGCACAGGUAGUGUCGGUGUGAGCAAGUUCAAACACAAUGUUCUAAAGCAGGAGCAACAGCAGCCCGAUAAAGAGAAAUCUGCACAAUCUUGUGCUUUACCUUUGCCGAUGUCAUUGGCUAGCUGGCCUGGUGGAGUUCCUCCAAUGGGAUACAUGGCUCCUCUGCAAGGUGUUGUAUCCGUGGAUGGGAGCGCUGUAUCUUCAGCAUCUAUUCAGUCUCCACAUUUGCUGUUUACUCAACCAAGGCCAAAGAGAUCUGCAACCCAUUGCUACAUUGCUCGGAAUGUACACUGUCACCAGCAAUUCAUGAAGAUGAAUCCUUUCUGGCCCACGGCACCUGGUUCAGCUUCACUCUAUGGUCUGAAGGCAAAUCUAAAUGUUGUGCCUGCUUCGGAAUUGAAUGGGAACAUUCCUGGGAGAGCUGUGAGUUCUGUACAAGACAAGGGGCAGACUCUUGCAAUUUUCCCUGGUCAUGGUGGCAAAGAUAAAAGUUCACAGGCUGCUACCAACAUGGUGGAUUCUGCACAGAGAAAGCAAAUGCUGCUCCAGCAAGCUCUACCUCCUGGGGCACCCAGUAAUAUCCUGCAUGGCCCUGCUUUUAUUUUCCCAUUGAGCCAGCAACAGGCUGCUGCUGGGACUGUCCGACCUGGGUCUGUGAAAUCUCCUGGUGCUGGCAGCACAACUUUGAGCUCGUCUAAUUCUGCCUCAGUGAGUGCCGCCCCUGCUGGUGCAACUGCCGCCCCUGCAAUGAGCUUCAACUAUGUGAAUAUGCCUAGCAACGAAACCCAGUACUUGGCAGUUCUGCAGAAUAAUGCAUAUCCGUUUCCAUUUCCUGCACAUGUUGGGGCACCACCUGCAUAUCGAGGGAAUCAUGCGCAGCCUAUGCCUUUUAUUCCUGGAUCUUUCUAUUCUUCCCAAAUGGUUCACCCAACACAGCUUCAGCAGCAGCAACAGCCACCUACACAGUUACAGCAAAUCCAACAAGGUCAUCAGAACACUAACAUGUCUAUUGGUGCAUCAUCCUCCCAGAAGCAUUUGCAGAACCUGCAGCAGAGGCCUCAUGGAAGUGGUGGUAGUGGCAGUGGAACCUUGCAAGGCUUUCCUGCCCCCAAAAACCAGUCGUCUCAUCCCUUGCCACUACAGCAGCGGCAGCAACAACCAAGUCAGCAUGCUUCUUAUCAAGCCCGGCACCUUGAAGGUGAAUUAAGUGGCAAAGAUAGCCCAUCAACUUCUGACAGCCGAGUAUCUCGUGCAAAUAUGAAUAUUUAUGGUCAGAAUUUUGCCAUGCCUUUACAACCUCCUAAUUUCACCUUGAUGACUGCUGCAUCAUUGGGUGGUUCCACCAGUUCUGGCUGUAACCAGGGGGAAAAGAAACAACAUAUCCAACAGUCAGGUUCAAAGGCUGGAGUUGAGUCUCUUACAUCUCAGUCAUUUGCCAUGUCGAUUGCCUCCAUUAAUGGUACUACUACUCCUGGCGUUGAUAUUUCCUCCUUUGGACGAGAUCAUGCAAUUCUUCAAAGCCUUCGGGAGAGUUCAAGGCAAGGCAUCAUGGCAGCUGCUGUAGCUGCCCAAACAGCCCAACAGAAGAAGAAUAAUUAUAUUGCUUCCGAAGAAGGGAAUCAUGGAACUAAUGAUGCAUCUAGUGUGGAAGAAGGAAGGAAUGCCAUGGCAGGAAAGAGUUCAGCUACUGCUGGGCAGUCCAUUGCCUUCACCAGGUCGGAUCUGUCUGAUUCGUCUGUUUCCACUAUUCCUGGCAGCAAUGUUAUUGAUAGUUCUGCCCGUACAACUAAUCUUGGCUCUGCUCCCAGAACUUCAGGUUCUGUUAUGCCUGCUUCAAUCAGUUGUGUAAAUGCUCCUAGUGGUCGGCAGCAACUUCAGCGGAAUCAACAGCAGCAGCAACAGCAGAUGCUUCAGCUUCAGAAGCCGCACCAAUUUGGGGCUGCUUCUGCUUCUCGAAGCAAGGUGCCGGUGACAAGUAAUGGAAAUGCUUAUUCUGAUCACCUUCCUUCAUCUUCUAUGGCUACAAAAUUCCAAAAUGCCCUGUCUCCUUUCCCUCAAAAUCUUGUGCAAACCAGCAGCAGUCCAGCUCAAUCUCCUCAAUGGAAGAAUUCUGUAAGGACAACUGGCUCUCAAGCUUCUUCUCCAUCUCUAUCUUCAACUUCAUCAAGCCUAAAAAAUAUUUCCCAGCAACAAGCCCGGCCGCAGCAAAACCACACAGAGAUUUCUUUCACAGCUAAUCCUAACUCAACACAAAAUCAACAGCCUCCUAGUAGCACCCCAUCCCCCUCUACUCCGAUGGUGGUUGGCUCUCCAACAACUUCAAUCUCCAGAAGUGCUGGUGGUAGUCCCAGGACAACAGGUUCCACUUCUACUGGCAACAAAGGUUGUCAAGCAUCUAGUUUAUCAUCUCAGCUGACCAAGAACUCACCAUCAUUGCCUAGUCAGAUAUCAUCUCCUGUUGGUGGGAGGAGUGUGCCAUCAGUCCUGGGAAACCCCCAUUUAAGUUCAUCUUCAAGUAUGGGGACGAAGCCCCAAUCAGUGCUACAUCAACAGCAGCAGCAAAAGCAUGCACUACAUCAAGCGCAACUGUUCUUCUCAAAUGCUUACAUUCAGGCCCAAGCUCAACACUCACCAACCACAACAGCUGCAAAUGGGUUCUUUCUUCAAAGACACCGUAAUGAGCAACAGCAGGCACUGCCUUCAGGAUCAUCAACUUCAACGUCAGUGUUGUCAUUGUGUUCUCCAGUUACUCCUGCUAAUACUGGCACCACUGACCCUGCAAAGGCUGUAGUUGCUGCUGCUGGUAAUAUGAAAGGUGGUGGCAUAGCAUCACAGGGACUUAUACAUGCUGCACAAUUUGCAACCACACAGUCAUCUGGAAAGCCAUAUCAGCUUGUUCCAGGUUUCCCAUCCGUUCAUGCUGUUCCUGCUGCUGUUCAGGUGAAACCAGCAGAGCAAAAACAACCUGCUGUUCCUUGUUGAUUGUGCUUAUCGUAUCAUCCAAGACACUUGUGCUCAUAAACUUUCUUGACAAGGUUGAUCAUUGUUCAGUCUAAUUAAACUAGAAUGGUUUGAUGGGCGAAAGAUGGAGAAAUAGGUUGUCAACAAUGUUUUUGUAGGGCAAAUGAAGAUGGUGUAGGGGAAUAGGGCUCCAGGAAAAGCACGGAAGUGGAACACCUACUUUUCCGUCUCGUGGCAGUAAUGGAGGUUCUUUUUCUUAUAUAAUUUUAUUUCCUUUUUAUCUUUGAAUUUGGGAUUUUGAAAUUUCCAGAAUAGAUCAGUAAACAAAUCUUUUGACAUAAUAUAUGCAACUGAAGGGUGUAUAUGUAUAUGUGUUUCACAGGCACAUUUAAGAGUAAUCCUCUUCAUUUUUUCUAUUCA